Molecule: messenger RNA, 2040 nt
Organism: Scophthalmus maximus (turbot)
Lineage: Eukaryota; Metazoa; Chordata; Actinopteri; Pleuronectiformes; Scophthalmidae
Gene: uck2a
Product: uridine-cytidine kinase 2a
Exons: 7
Coding region: 160-1083 (307 amino acids)
Cellular component (GO): cytosol; cytoplasm
Molecular function (GO): kinase activity; ATP binding
Source: RefSeq, a predicted model, not a curated record
UUUGUCGCGACACACCAAUGAACGUGCACUACCCGUCAGCAUCCUUUUCCCUCGUCUUCAUCGCGACCUUCAUCGCCCGACAGCAUCAUCAAAUGGGAGGAGCGCAGCGGGACGGGGCCGGCGUGUGCGCAUCGCCCUCCGCGGGGCCGCAGAUGAAGCAUGGCAGGCGACAGCGAGACAAAGCCGGCUGACAAAGCCGACGAUGAGCGCCGCGACCGGCAGCCGUUCCUCAUCGGCGUGGCCGGGGGCACCGCCAGCGGCAAGUCAUCUGUGUGCAGCAGGAUCAUGGAGCUGCUGGGGCAGAAUGAGAUUGACCACCACCAGAGGCAAGUGGCCAUCCUCAGCCAGGACAGCUUCUACAGGGUCCUCACCUUGGAGCAGAAGGCCAAAGCGCUGAAGGGCCAGUUCAACUUUGACCACCCAGAUGCGUUUGACAACGACCUCAUAAUCACAACUCUGCGGGACAUCAAGGAGGGCAAAACGGUGCACAUCCCCGUUUACGACUUUGUAUCCCACUCCAGGAAGGAGGAGACGGUGACCGUGUACCCCGCCGACGUGGUGCUGUUCGAGGGCAUCCUGAUGUUCUACUCCCAGGAGAUUCAAGACUUUUUCCAAAUGAAGCUGUUCGUGGACACCGACGCGGACACGCGGCUGUCCCGCAGGGUGCUGCGGGACAUAGGUGAUCGCGGCCGGGACCUGGAGAGCGUUCUCGCGCAGUACAUCAACUUCGUCAAGCCUGCGUUCGAGGAGUUCUGCCUGCCAACGAAGAAAUACGCCGAUGUUAUAAUACCAAGAGGCGCCGAUAACAUUGGAUAUUCUAAAUGGCGGUUUGACCAAACGGCUGAGCGGGUGGUUCAACGGUUUCGGAGCGACGAAGAAUCAGCCAAACAUGGAGUCCAGCAGUCGGCCACACUGAGCACAGAAGCAGUCCAAGAGAGGAGGAAGGAAGGAAGGAAGGAAGGAAGGAAGGAAGGUUCACCUGCACGUGCCAAAUUGUGCUCUUCAGUGGGGCAGACGGGGCACGAGUUACUGCCAGGACAUCAAAAAGGGCCUGGUUUGUUCAUACGAUUCUGCUUCGAUUGAGAACAUCAAUGAGAAGCGGGGAUUUCUUUCCCUUGUGGAGCUGGUUUAAAGCAGUUGUAUUCUGCUUUUAUUUUUCUCUUUAUUCUUUGCUUGUGAACUCUGAGAUUAUAGGGGGGGAGAAAUACACAGAGGCUCACAUGGAAUUUAAUUUCAAACUGCUGCCUGCCUUUACCACAGCGCUGUAAUGGAGAAACUAAAGAAGCAGUUAGUAAAAAGAGCAAAGAAAAAAGACUUCAGAACACUUGACAGCCUUUAACCAUACAAUAGACACAGUGUAGCAACAUGCAGUUGAACGGCAGGGCCUUACCCUAUUUUCCGUUAAUGAGAUCACUGUGUGACCGGACUGAUUCCAUUAUUUUUCAAGCUCCAUAUAAAUCAGAUUUAUGUUAUAGAUUCUGACCUGAUGUACUAAUGGGUUAAGAUUUCUGAUCUUUGUGUCAUGUGGCCUGUACUUGCUUUGUCGUGUGUAAAUCUAUGACUUAUUAGGGCGAAUUAAACAACCGAUUUUCACCUCAAUCCAAAGAUGUCUGACAUCGUGUCCAAAGAAAAUGUUCCAUUCUGUCUUUGUGGGCUAAUUGAUUUCCACCUGAAUGCGGGAUGGACAUACCCGUUGGUCAUUUAUUAAGAUGCUGAUGUUACACACAGAACAGUUGAUCACGUUGUUAUAGAAAUGCCGCAAAGUAUUAUUUUGUGUCUCUGAUUUCUUCGAACUUGAAUCCUCAGAUGCACAUUUGCUAGUUUCAUUCAAAUGAAUAUGCAUUCAGCUGUAAAAUGUCAAGUAAUUCCAAGACGCCCGGUGUGUUAGUGUUCUGCAAAUGUUGUUUAAUGCAGGUUUCGUUCUGUGUACAUAUUUCUAAUGAUAAAAGUUCUCAGGUACUCUGUGUCUGCUUGAGUUGACACAUCUGUCACUGAAAGUCUUGUAUUUGAUUACACACAAAAAAAUCCUAUGUUGCUUCA